AUGCGUUUGUUUAAAACGAAAAAACUUCUCGAAGGUCCACCGCAAGUGUUUGCCCGGGUUUCCGGCGGUGGUCCGCCGGCAGAGGUCCACACGUCGACGGCCGUCUCCACGUCGUUCCCCCAUAAUGACAUUAUCGUGGCCCCCGGAACACUAGGGCAGCUGGUUCAAUCAGAGGGCAAACCGAUCGCCGAAUCACCCGGACCGGCCAACGGUGAUCCGCCGGUGCCGGUGACCGAAAAAACCAAUCAACUGACCCCCGGGGGAAGCCCGUCCGCGGUGAUGAGUGAUAACAUUGGCAGUAUUAUUAACAACGGGCCAACGACAGCAUCGGGUAGCAUCGUCGAGGCGCAGUGCGAAAGCAUUCGAUUAACGUCGGAAACGGCACGCAAUCAGUGUCUUGCGCAAGGCUUGCCGAUGGCGCCGCCGGGGGUGCCGCCGCCGACGGUCGCAUCGCUACCGGGGCCGGGUGGCGGCCCAUCGAUACUGGCCACCGUGGCCACCGAGGCACGUCAAUCGAUGCAACACCAACACCUUCCGGCCGGCCCUGGCUCGGCGCAGCAGCAGCAGCAGCUAACGUGCCCGGCACCGAUCAACGUACGCAACAACGGCAUCGGUUCACUGGCUGGGGGCUUUCGGGUGGUGACCGCCGUGCCGGCGAUGGUUCUCGAGGACGACUCGCUGGUCUCGCCGUUCACGCCCGUUCCACCGCCACCACCACCAUCGUUGUCGGCCGCCGUCGCCACCAUCAAGGAGAGCAAGAAUGUAUUCACAUGGGGCCGCAAGAUGGGCAAAAAGUUCGAUCUCCUUCGCCGUGGCAGCGACGCACACAAGCUGGCCGUCCCGGGUAGCGUGGCACUGAUCGCGGUAGCUCCACCGGUAGUCCCGCCAUCUGCAUCGUCCCCAUCAUCAUCACCAUCGUCGUCGUCGUCGUCAUCGUCGUCAACGUCCUCCGGGUACUCCAGUGGCUCGAACAACUCCGAGCCCAACUCGAUCGUGGCCGACGGCGUGAAGAAGACAAAGCCCACGCCACCAUUAAAAGUGCAGCAUCAAAGCCAAAGCCAGCAGCAGCAGCAGCAGCGAACCCCGAACGGCGAUCGGUGCUCCAGUCAUGAUCCUCUCGUGAAGCUCAAUUCGGAGCGCUCGUCCGGCACUUUCCGGAACUUCUUCUACCGCAUGGGAUCCACCGGAAUGCUCAAUCACAAGUCGAACCACUACCAGAAGCAACAAUUCGUGCAGCAGCCGCAACAGCAGCAACAACAGCAACAACAGCAACAUCAACACCGUCAAUCGCCACAUCAACUGGCGAUGGCGGCGAUGUCACAGUCAGGGGAUUCGAGCCGAGUGGACAACCACCACCAACAGCAGCAGCAACUACUGUACCGUAGCAGUUCCACCAGCCAGCUCAACACCUCGUCGUACGUCAAAUGUGACGACCCAACGGACGGUGUCAAUCUCGCGAACGGCGGUCACUCAAAGACGGCGGCCAGCUGCUCCUCUCAGCUGCACCUCAGUGGACUAACCGACCCAGUCACCACCGCCCAGGGCCAACCGAGCGCUUCCGGUGUGACGACAGCGCCCAAUGCGUCCGCCACGAAGUCGUCCAGUUGUGAUGACAUCGCCCGCGUUGGCCAAUCAACAUCCUCCACGAACCAGCAGCAGCAGCAGCAGCUCGCUGACACCGGCUCCAAGAAGAACCACUUUCCGUACGCGUUCCUCCGCUCGAAGCUGUCGGUGCUGCCGGAGGAGAACGGUGGCUCGGUGAUCAACUACAGUCGCAUCAAGGAGAACCUGCUGCGGGCCGGGAACCGCGGUUCCAUCGUGAGUCUGCGCUCCGAUCUGGACAGUGUCUCGAUCACGGACUCGCAGCUCAACAUCUCGACGCUCGACAGUUCGCCCGACAGCGAUGGCCAACGGUCGAUCGUGAGUGAUCGUGAGACUAACCUGGGGCCGAUGUCACGGAACAACUCGAUCAAAACGCUCACCGAUACCGAGCAUGGUUUCGUGCUGAACUAUCAGCGACUGAGCAGCUGUUUGAGCAGCAACGAGUCCGGGUACGAUAGUGACGGGCGCCACGCCGAGGAUAAGAUCGAUGACCAGAGCAUCAAUCUGUCGCUGGUCAGCAGCGUCAGUGGGUCGGGCGCCGGGGGGCCGUCGGUGGCUGUUGGUGGCUGUAGCGAUUCGUACGCGGACGCCAUCCGCACGAAGGACGCAUCGUACGUGUUUGGCAGCCGGCGGCGGCUUUCGUCGUCGUCAUCGUCGCUCGGUGGCAGCUUCGAUUGUGGCACGGUGCGGCGCCGGUUCCGGCAGAUCAAGCUGGUGAAGCAGCAGGCCGACGACACGAUCGGGAUCGAGCUGACACCGCAAACGAUCGGUCUGGACGAGGGCGAGUGCGAGACGCGCUAUCUGGUCACCGAGAUCGACCCGGAAGGCAUCGCGUACAAGGACGGCCGAUUGCGUGUCGGCGACGAGAUUGUGAACGUAAACGGGCACCAUUUACGUGGCCUGCAGUCUCCCAGCACGGUCCAGCGGAUCCUCUCGACAUUUGUCAACAAUGUCGUAGACCUUGUCAUUGCACAUGACGAGUUAACUACGUUCAGCUCUGACGCCAACCGAAAGUUCAAGAUGGACGCCCGGCCCCCGGCCGGCGGUGGUCCUGCGGUGGUCAGUUCCGGUGCGAUAUCGAUCACUUCCACCUGCUCGACGCCCGCGUCUUCAUCGCCCAUCGCAAGCACCAGCGGCACCGACCCGUCGUCGUCAUCGUCGUCCUCCUCGGGCUCACCGAGAACGGGGGCGGGCGGGUGCCCCGGUAAACCGUUCCCCCUGACCCCGAUCUACGCCCCGUCCGACUACGUGCCGGUGUACGCGAACCGCAUCUCGAUCUCGAACACGAUCUGUGACGACGAAAAGUGGCAGAUGAUCAGCAAGCAGCGGCUGGAGGCGCUGGCCAAGAACGGCUACUCGCGGAUCCUCGGUUCGCAGCGGCUCAUCAAAGACAGCGACGAGGAGGAACCGCCGCUGGCCACGGGCAAAACGCUCGAUCCGAACGAAACCGGCCUCUACUCGCUGUACCGGCCGAUUUCACACGGCAGCAUCCACCAAUCGAUACGGCACCUCACGAACGGGGACGCCGCCGGUGGACGGGCGUCGAUCGCGGAGGCGCCUCCCGCCGUGAUGCAGGUGCAGGUGAUCUCCGACACGAUCCGGCGCCACGUGCCGAUGCGCCAGAAGGCGACGCUCAAGAGCGAGGAAGACCUACACCGGUCGGUGCACCGGAUUCGGCUCGCCUCGGACAGUAUGGGCUCACAGGACGGGCUCGGUGGGACGGAGGGCAAUCCCUUGCAGCGGUCCAAAACGGAGAACAAUAUCAGUGGCACCGGGACGGACGAGAUGGUGGACGGCUCGGGUGGGCUAGACGGCACCAAGUUCGAGUCCGGCGUUCGGAUACUGAUCAACGAGGAAGGAUCAUCCUAUAUCGAAGGAAUACACAAGUGCAUCUACCUGACGGUCACCUUCUACAAAGGAACCGGCAUGAAGUCGCUCGGCUUCAGCAUCGUCGGUGGCCGGGACUCGCCGCGAGGUAACAUGGGAAUCUACGUGAAGACGGUUUUCCCGAGCGGCCAGGCCGCGCUCGAUGGGACGCUAAAGGCCGGAGACGAAAUACAGUCCAUCAACGAGGACGCAGUGCAGGGCAUGAGCCACGCGGAGACGAUUGCACUGUUCAAGAACGUUAAGGAAGGUCCGGUGGUGCUCAAGCUGGCCAGAAGACGAUAUCAUCGCGCCAAAUCCGUGGACAAUCUACCGAACUGAGAGGCAGUGCCGCGCUUGCGACGAACGAUUUCAACGAUUUCCAUCCUACACCGAGACCACAUUAUUUAUUAUUCUUUCCACGCGCCCGCGCAGCGCUCGGACGCGAGCGACACACUUCCAUUCUAGUCACCUGUUCCGCUUGUUUGUCUUGAUUUUUAUUUUUGCAACAGUAGUUUUGCCUCAUCGAGUUUUCAUUCGCCUUGCCGACACAUUACUUUUAGAUUUCAACGCGUUUUGCGCACCAUCUUAGAUAUCUACCGCACGAUCCGGGGCCGAUCGUUGAAUGAAUUUAAACACAAAUGACCGCGAUGUUGCCGCGAAAAUUGGAUGUCACGUUCAUAGCCCCCUCUGUACAUAAACGUGCGCCGACGAUCUAUGAUCCCCACGAUCGUCGCGAGCGAAGCACAAUGAAAUCGGAUCAGUUUUUCUGGGGUAACACCGCAACGUACCCCUAGAAGCCUAGACGUAAGAGGAUACACUGUACAAAGCGUAAAUGUAAAUUUUGAACGAGAA
This is a messenger RNA of Anopheles cruzii, 4320 nucleotides long. RefSeq lists its product as uncharacterized. Bases 1 to 3807 code for a protein of 1268 amino acids. The record is from RefSeq and is a predicted model, not a curated record. The transcript is spliced from 7 exons. Gene Ontology annotation, molecular function: protein binding. NCBI's taxonomy places the organism in Eukaryota, Metazoa, Arthropoda, Insecta, Diptera, Culicidae.